UAUAUAAGAGCAGAAGAAUUUGAAUUCAUCGCAUCAGUUGCACGACAACGUUUAUUCCUCAUCAUCGUCAUCAUCAUCUUCAUCAUGAUCGACCAGAAGAGUCUGUUCCUCGCGUUCAUCUGCUGUGCAGUCGUGGUCAGCGCUGCGGAUUACUGUCACCUGUACUCGUGCCAGUAUGCCUCCCGACCCGAGCACGUCAUGUGCGCUCAUCCCACCGGAGGAGCAUCGCCAGUCUGCAAACAGGUGAUCAGCAGCGGCCUGUCCGAGGAUGAGAAGAAGAGAAUCGUCGAUCUUCACAACGAGCUCAGAGCCAAGGUAGCCAGGGGAGAGGAGAGCCGAGGCAGUCCCGGACCCCAACCCAAAGCUUCCGACAUGAAGACAAUGGUGUGGGACGACGAGUUAGCUACUAUCGCUCAAAGGUGGGCAGAUCAGUGCUCGAUGAAAUCACCAAUGUGCAAUGACGUAGAACGCUUCCAAGUCAACCAGAAUGCAGGUACCAGUGGAACCACCGGUGACGUGAACAACAUCCAGGUCGAGAACAUCGUCAGGAUGUGGUACAACAAUGUCCAGUAUUACGACAAGAACGACGUCGCUAGCUUCAAACGAUCCUACAGCGUCACGGGCAAACCGGUGGGCACCUACACCCAGAUCGUCUGGGGCGAGACCGACAAGAUCGGCUGCGGCGUGGUGAGGCACAAGCCCGAUCGUUUCAAUCACGUCUAUCUAGUCUGCAAUUACGGACCGGCCGGCAACAGGCUCGGCGAGCCCGUGUACAAAGUGCAAUAAAUAAGUAUAACAAAAUAGUACGAGGCGUAUCGCGCGGAAACUCCGACGCGACGCUCGAACACAAUGUAAACAAUAUAUUAUUUCGUAGCAAUAAAUCAUCGAGAUCGACUUAUCUGCGUGUUUGC
Messenger RNA from Trichogramma pretiosum, 911 nucleotides. RefSeq names its product venom allergen 3-like. Bases 85 to 786 code for a protein of 233 amino acids. NCBI's taxonomy places the organism in Eukaryota, Metazoa, Arthropoda, Insecta, Hymenoptera, Trichogrammatidae. The transcript is spliced from 5 exons. The record is from RefSeq and is a predicted model, not a curated record.